Molecule: messenger RNA, 888 nt
Organism: Lithohypha guttulata
Lineage: Eukaryota; Fungi; Ascomycota; Eurotiomycetes; Chaetothyriales; Trichomeriaceae
Product: RAS1 protein
Exons: 2
Coding region: 1-888 (295 amino acids)
Molecular function (GO): GTP binding; GTPase activity
Source: RefSeq, a predicted model, not a curated record
AUGGCUGCAGCACAAAAGAACAUCCGAGCAGUAAUAUUAGGUGCAGAAAGAACAGGCAAGUCAGCAUUGGUGAAGAAAUACAUCCAUUCAACCUUCACUGGGGACUAUGAUCCAUCUUUCGAAACCGUAGACAAGAAGCUUACCACAAUAGAAGGACGAACGUAUUGUCUGGACCUCAUACCUGCGGAGCCAGCAGGUGAGAAUCUUCUCUGCCAGACUGGAGAGGCAUUCAUUCUUCUAUAUGCGAUUGACAACAGAAAAUCCUUCCAGCACCUGCGACAACUACACGCUCAGGUAAAGCAAGCGAAGGCACGGACAAGUCUUGCGAAUUUCCCCAUUUUCAUUGUUGGUAGCAAAGCCGAUCUCGAGAGCGAAAGGAAGGUAUCUCUGGAAGAAGGACGGCAGUUAGCAGUUGAGCUACAAUGUCAGAAAUUAUUCGAAAUUAGUGCGAAGGAUCACCAAGUGGAGAUCGACGAUUUAUUCGAGAAACUUGUACGAGAAGUUAUUCGCGUUGAGCAAGGCAGUACGAUCAAUGAGCCCACUUCACCACUAAGUCAGCAACAAUCACCACCCGUUCGACCCAGGCCUGUGUCGAGGAAAAGCAGCGUGAUGGACAGGCUGAAAUUCGGUUCAUUGAGGCGGAAAUCGAGCAUGCAGACCCUAAGCAGACAAAACACAGACAAUUCACUCAGCGAGAACAUGCCACCCCCAACACCUACAUCAAGGAGUGUGCGCAGCGUUUCGUACGGGACUCCUCUUAGCACUCCUCGGCAAACUCCAGCUCUUCCAACACCUUUCCGGCUGGAUGUCGAUACAUCGUCGUGGAGAGAAACGGUCAAGUGGCCUACCGAAAUCAUACCUGAAGAAGAUUACUUCAAGGCAAGAUAG